Molecule: messenger RNA, 575 nt
Organism: Trematosphaeria pertusa
Lineage: Eukaryota; Fungi; Ascomycota; Dothideomycetes; Pleosporales; Trematosphaeriaceae
Exons: 2
Coding region: 216-515 (99 amino acids)
Source: RefSeq, a predicted model, not a curated record
GAACAACGUCAAGGAACGUGGUGCUCAAGGAACGUGGCGCUGUACCUCGUUGCCUUCUUUGCGCCCAACAGACCAGAUUCCGGUAAGGAAAAUUCCGCGCAAUGAAUCAUUCGCAUGCAGGUCGACGAACAGCGACUCAUUUCUAGAUCAAGCCCCGCCGCAACAUCUCACCUCGCAAUCAGGCUCUUUGUCCGACGACCACUACUUGUUCGCUUAUGAGGUCACGCUCGCGAGGUACUUGUGACUUGUGGUCAAAAGCGGUCCAGUCGUGGUGGAGCCGUUGCCUUCUCGCUCCCAUCCUGGUGUUCCAAGCCAUUUUUUGUCUCAGCCUUGUGCAAUCGGCGUUCAUGAUUCUUGGCCAGAUGGCUCUGUGGUGUAGCUGCAACAAACCCUAUCAACUGGUCCUCUCUUCUGCUGCGGAGGUGCGGCUUACGGGCUUUCCAGCAAUGUCGGGCCUUCGUGGUGUAGCAACUUUAGGGCGGAUACGGCCUUGGCGACCUCGGGAUUACCACUAGCAAGUAUUAUGGCGAUCAUAACCCUUCAAGAACACAAAACACGUCUUCACGUCUGCUAAC